CUCCCUGUUCCUCUUUCCGUUCUGACUCUCUUUCCCUACCAAAAAAGCUUAAGAAAAAAAAAAAGGAAAAGAAUCACCCCACCUAACUCUUGAAACAUCAUUUCUUUUCCUUUCUUUUUGCCCUUUCUUGGUAACUUUGCUUUUGAUCAUAGCUAAAACAUACAUGCCCACAACUAUACCCUUUUCACUAGCCAAAAUACCUCAAAAACUUCUCUUCUUUUCUUGAUAGUUGAGUACUCCCCUUCUCCCCUAACACCCCACCCACCACACCAUUUUGGAUUUGGAGUAGUAGUAGAAAACAAGUUACUACUCCAUAUUUUGAUUAUAGAAUCAAAAUCUCUUUUUUCCACCACCUACAAAGCCUAUAGAGAAUUCCAAUUUUGUCUCAUUUUUUGUUUGUUUGUUCAUUCAUACAAUGAAACAAGCACAACAACAACCUUUUGCUGCUCUUCCAAGAACAAGCAGCUACAACAAAAGCUCCAAAAAAAUUAUACCUGCUAAUAAUACUUAUCCAAGAUCAAAUUCUUCAAUCACACAUGAAUAUGCAUCAGACAACAUUUCAGAUAAAUCCCUCGUACCUAAAAAUAGAAACUCAUCGUCAUCAAACAACAGUUACAACAGAUUAACCAAAACUCGUAUAGGAGUAUCAGCAUUAAUCAAAUCACUAAUCAACAUUAUCUCAUUUCCAACUAUAGUACUCCCUGCAUGCAAAUGGCUUAAUCUCCCUACACAAUUUUCCGUCACGUCUUCGUCGUCGCUCGGCAGAAAAGUCACCGGAACCCUAUUCGGUCACCGGAGAGGACACGUCAGCUUCGCUGUACAAGACGACACGAAAUCCGAACCGGUGUUACUAAUCGAGCUCGCAAUCUCCACGUCAUCUUUAGUGAAGGAGAUGUCGUCCGGUCUCGUGAGGAUCGCGUUGGAAUGCGAGAAAACGGCGGCGCGUGGGGGAGAUACGGCGGCGCGUGGAGGAGAAAACCGGCGGCGCGUGGGGCAGUUACAGGAUGCGGAGGGGCGUGUUCGGCGAGUGGGUCUGUUUCAGGAGCCGGUGUGGACGAUGUACUGUAAUGGGAGGAAGUGUGGGUACGCGCUGUCGAGAGCGUGCACGGAUUCGGAUUGGCACGUGCUGAGUACGGUGCAGAGUGUGUCGGUCGGGGCGGGUGUGAUUCCAGUGGUGGAUGAUGCACGGAAAAUUAGCGCGGCGGAAGGUGAGUUAUUGUACAUGAGAGCUAAAUUUGAACGAGUUGUAGGAAGUCGUGACUCGGAAGCUUUUUAUAUGAUGAAUCCUGAUGGUAAUGGAGGACCUGAACUCAGUAUUUUUCUUCUUAGGAUAUGAAAAA
This is a messenger RNA of Lycium ferocissimum, 1340 nucleotides long. Its product is annotated as protein MIZU-KUSSEI 1. The record is from RefSeq and is a predicted model, not a curated record. Lineage: Eukaryota; Viridiplantae; Streptophyta; Magnoliopsida; Solanales; Solanaceae. The transcript has a single exon. Gene Ontology annotation, biological process: hydrotropism. The coding region runs from base 416 to 1336 and encodes 306 amino acids.